AUGGGCAUAGCCAGUUUGGGUGUAGAUGUGCCCAUCCUUGCAGGUGGCUUCUUGGCAUUGGGCAAAGCCAGCCAGGAUGAGACCCUGCCGCCGCCCGCCCUGCCCCCUGCCCAGGGCUUCUUCCUCUGGCCCACAAUAGGAGGCUCAUACAGCCCAGACACUGGGCACCAGCAGGCUCCUCCUCCCCAACGCCCGGGCCCUUAUCAGGAAGCAAUUUGGGUUGGUGGGGAGGGGGAAGUCCGAGGCCCCGGGCUCCGCAAGGUGGGUAGGAGAGAUAGGGAAGUGGGGAGGGGGCCGUGGGGCCCUGCUGGGAGGGCCUGAGGAUGGAAGGGAUGCCGGGAGCCAGCGCUGUCCUUGCUGGCCUGGCCCUUGACAUGGUCCCAGAGCUGCCUUCCCUCCUUGCCAGGCAAGGCGCCCGCACCUUUAAUUAGCGAGCAGCAGCCUCUCCCCGAUUCAUCUCAGUCACUGUUUAAUUAGCCGCGCACAAGGCACCCCUACCCCCCAGCUCUGGGUUGAGCAGCCUGCCUCUCUCACGGAGGCUGCCACCACCUCAUGGUGUCCCCUCUCACACACACACACACACACACCCCACCGUAUUUAUUCUGCUCCCCAGAAGGGGGGAUGGGGCGGGCACGCCUGGCUGAAACCUCAAGGAGAUUCUGGGCACUGACGCUUGUAUUCAAAGCAUCCAGCAAACAUUAUUAGGGCUUCGAGUCUGCGCCAGGCUGGCGCUGGGCGGAACCCAGGCUGGAUGGGGGUGGCCGGCCGCCGUCCUGUCCAACUGUUCCAGAACGGCUUUUCCCUUUGGGAGGUGCCGGGACACCUCUCCAGCUGGUCCCAGGGUGUUGGGAAAAGCUUAAUAAUCCUCCCUGUUGCUCCCCGCCCCGCACCCUGCAACCAGAAAGGAACGACCGUUUCUUCCUUCGCCUCCCUGCCCCAGAGCCCAGCAAGCCCCCCGGAGAAGGCUGCAUCCACUGCAGGGGAGAGGGCCCUUCCUCCAGCCGGGCCUCCGCAGUGCUCAGAUCCCAGAGGCCCCGGCCGAGGCCAUGGGCAAAGGGAGGCGGUGAGGCGUCUCAGCCCCCCUCUGGGGCCUUGGGGGCACAGGAGAGAGCCCACAGUGUGUGGCCGAACCAGCUGCCCUCUGUUGCCCUGAAGCAGGGCGGAGCUGGUGGCCCCGGCAGCCGCGCUCACACCCUUCCGGGCAGAGCCGGGGUGCCACCGCCUCAGGGCAGCCAGCUGGAGGCUGGAGGCUCAGGUUCCAGCAGCCCUGCGCCCCAGUCCCUCCUGUGGCUUCAGGCAAAUCAGCCGCCCUGGGGCCUCAGUCCUGCCCACAGAAGGGUGCCGGCCCCCCUGCUCUGAUAUGGACUAGGGACACGGAAGGACUGGCGCUUUCUCUGGUACUGACCAUCUGCGUGGCCGCGGCCAGCCACCAAACUGUGCCGUGCCUCAGUUUCCCCAUAAUGUCUACCUCGCGGGCUGUCCUGAGGAUUAAAUGAUUCACGAUGUUUAACACACUCAGAACGGCGCCUGGCAGAGGGAGGAAUCAUUGGCUGUUUCUGCCAUGAUUUCCCCUGCUUUUUACCGAUCGAUAUUUAUUGCCAGGUAUGAGGGACUUGGUGGUGAGUAAUAUGGCAAUCUCCCUGCCUUUCAGAGUUUUCCUUCCGGUGGGGGAGGCGGAUGAAAACAAGUAAAUAAAGGAAAAUUGCAAUUGCGUCUGAACAAAGUCUGCGGUUUAGUUAAUAGUAAUGUGCCGGCGUUAACAUCUUGGUUUUAACAGAUGUACCAUGGUCAGGUUAAGUGACGCGGUGACGUGGAGAAAAGUGGACGAAAUGUAUACAGCGACCCUCUGUACUGUCUCUGCAGCUUUUCUGUGAACCUGAAAUUAUCCCUCCCCCAAAAAAGUUUGUUUAAAAAACACAAUUUCGGGUAAGGAUAAGCACCAUGAAGAAAAUAAACAGGGCUAAGAUAGAAGAGGGUGUGGGGGAGGGUCUCUGUGAAGAAGCGACACUUGGGAGAAACUGAGUGAUGGGAAGGAGCCAACCUUGGGAGAUGGAAGGGCCUGCCCCAAGCGGACCGGCAAGUGCAAAGGCCCGGAGGCAACCACUGCCUUGGGAGGUUUGCAGUCCACCCGCUGGGUGGGAGAGGCUCCAUGUGGGGAGAUGCGUUCAGAGGGGGAAGUAGCUUCCCUUCAGCAUCAUUUUGCCCUUUCAGAAGACAGGAAGGAAGGAGACUCGGCAAGAGCCUGUACCUAGCUCUCUGGUACCUCUUUUUUUUUUUUUUUUUUAAGUAAGCUCUAUGCCCAACACGGGGCUUGAACUCACGGCCCAGAGAUCAAGAGUUGCACGCUCCACCAACUGAGCCAGCCAGGCCCCUCUCUAGUAGCUCAUUUUAGUCUGUAACUUAGUUACCCCGUGGGGGCAAUGCGGUCAUUUCGCUUCUAGACGGGCCGGUGGACAGGUGGAGACUCGGCCCAUGUCACAGGCCUGUGCUUGGAAGGGACACCUCCUGGGUGUUGAGGUUGUGCUGGGGUCUUGCUGGGAGACACGGAGAGGGUCCAGGCCUGGGUGUGGCUACAGAGGGGUGGGCCAAGCCAGGCACCCUGUGGAUGCGGUCUCUGGCCAGCAUGAGACCAUGUGUCACGGCAAGGGAGCACCUCUGUGUGAUAGUUACGUAAUCCACUCCAGUAACAGUAACACCACACGUAUGUCAUACAAAAUUCUGGAAGUCCAAAACAACAGAUAGGAUGACAAUUUAGAUUCCCCCCUCCCCCUCACUUUUCCUCCCCAGAGAUGCUGUCUGAGACCCGUUCCUUGCGGUCUGGACGACAACUCUUGGACCACACCAGCGGACCAUCGGCGGGCCCCCUGGUACCACCUUCCAGAAAGCCCUAGAUACAGGGCUGUCUUUUCUCAUCCUCAUCCCCAGCCUUGCUGUGCGUGUAUUGAGCCCUUCACGUUAAGUCAGAGUGAACUGGGGCACAGGCAGGUUAAGUCGCUCUCCCACAGGGUUCAGACUCAGGGACUCUCUGACAGCAUUGUACAGAUGAGGAAAGCGAGGCACAGAGAGGUUGUGCGACCAGCCCCCCGUGACUCUGAGCGGGUUGAGGGGCCGGGACCUGAGUCCGGCUGGCUCACUUCAGAACCCACUGCACCGCUGCGGCACCGUCCUGGGAGAAACGCCCCCGACUCUGGAGCCCGCUGGACCCAGGACUGAUGUCCACCACUGCCUGGCUGCAUAGCCUCGGGCAAGUCACCGUCUUCCCUGCGAUGCGGGCCCCCUCCCCCGCCAGGACAAAGAGAAGGAAGCUCUCCUCUCAGAUGGCUUGAGGGUGAGUGCAAGUGGUGGAGAGCUCAGGCGUGGGGCGGGCUCCGGGCACACUGGUCUCACCCCCGAUUGUCAUGAUGGGCAGGAGGAAGGGCAGGGCCAGGUGGGUGCUUCAGGGGGCCCUCAGCUCAGGUGGGGCCUUCCUUCCCUGCAGCUGUGCAGACAGAGCAGGGGGCCGGCCCACGAGAGGGAUGGGUGGAACCCUCUCCCCACUGCCUCCCAGCACGCAGCCACGCUGCUGACCCAGGAGUUCUGAGGAGUCAGGAGAGGGGAGGGGGGUUUCCAAAGGUUUGUGUGAUGCCCGCCCCCCCCCCCCCCCACACACGGGCUGAGCGCCAGGACCCUGCGGGGGUGGGGAGGUGGCCGGGGCAGGAUGCAGACGAGGAGGCCGCAGCCAGAAGCGGGCACCCAGGUGCCAGCUUAGGCUGGAUUCCUGGGGGUCUCCAUACUGGCAGUGUGACCUCAGGCUGGUGGGCUGGCCUCCAGCCAGGCAGGCUCAGAAAACGGAUUCAUCUACCUGCCCUGCCCACCCCGGGAUGAUCAGAAUGUUGGGGGCUAAAACAAUCAGACUCUCCAGAACAAACCCAAAUGCCAGUUUUUUCAUCUGCAGUGUGCACCAGACUGUUAGGGGCCAGACUAUUUUAGCCCCCCAUCCGGUUCCCUUCCUCACACCCUAGGCCCUGAGAACCUGGGUUAGUAAUAACAAGGGGGCCCUGGGAUCUAGGUGUAGAGCGAGGUCUUGGAGUGAUUCUAGCCAGGCUGCAUCAGAACAGCACCAUGGAGCGGAGAAUGCUGGGACCGGGGAGGCAAAACCACGCUUGGGUUUGCCGCCCAGCUCUGCUGUGUCCCUGGGCAUGCUAAGUCACCACCGUGAGCCUCAUUUUCCCCAUCUGUAAAACGGGGCCGUUAUCAGGCCGAGAUCUCACCACAAAGAUAGAGCUUCUGACACGAUGCACAACCUGUAGUAGGUGCUCAAUAAGUCACUCUCCUCCACUGACUAGCCAAGUAAUCUUGUUUUCCAAACCCUACGGGGCCUAGAGACAAACUCUGGCACUUGUCCUGUAUUCACACGGCCGUCUGGGAUCUGUACUUUGGUUGCCAAAUGCUAGAAUUGCUGGAACAUUUACAAGAAGAUGGAAGAGAUGAUUUGCAAGUGGUGCUGUCCCUGCUAAUGGGGCUUGGUGGUCACAGGGCCUCCUCUGCAGGUGCCAGGAGUCUCCUGAGCCUGAGACACCUCUCUCUUGCCCGAGGCUGGGCUUGCCCAACUCACAGAGGUUUCUCUUUGGCAAGUCCUUUUUCUCAAAGGCUCCUGACAAGACAAGACGCCGCCUUCUGUCCUGAUGAUGUCUGGGUGUUGCGUGUGGUCUGUAAGAGCCGAGGCUGCUGCGGAGGGUGGAAGCGGGCUGGGUCAGUUCUUGCUGGGCAUCCUUGAGGGGCCUUCACGCUCCGAUCCCCCCCGACCCGUGGAGCAGGGCUGAGGGCACAUGGCAGGGCGACGCUCGCCUGUGGGCCAGCGUGACCGUGCUUGAAAAACUGGGGGUUUCUGAGGGGGUUUUCAAGGCAAGGAGGAUGAUUUUUAGAAAACGUUCUGUCUUUUCUGUGAGGUGGAAACUGUGAGCCAGAUAUGACCUUGACCAUCAGUGUUUUUCCAGGAAGAUGCUAAAUUGAUAUUGGGCCGAAAAGGGCAUUCGUGGUCAAAUAAAUUUGGGAAACACCACCAUGAACAUCCAAUGGGCUUCCUCACUGCAGGUUUCUCAGGCCCUUUCCUGAGCAUUUGCUAAGGGCAGGGGCUGUACCUACCCAGCAGCCAGGCCUGUUGGAAGGUCAUGUUCUUUUCAACCGUCUUUUCUUUCUUUCUCUCUCCCUUCCGUCCUCCCUCCCUUCCUUCCUUCCUUUCUUUUAAAUUUAUUUAUUUAUUUUGAGAGAGAAAGAGGGAGAGCGUGAGCAGGGGAGGGGCAGAGAGAGAGGGAGACAGAAUCCCAAGCAGGCUCCUCACAGCCGCGCAGAGUCCGAUGACGUGAGGUUCACACCCACGGACCGUGAGAUCGCGACCUGAGCGGAAACCAAGAGUCAGAUGCUUAACUUACUGAGCCACCCAGGCGUCCCUCGGAUUGUUUUUUCAAAAAGCAUCUCGUGAGACUAGAGGGCUAUGGAACUCACUUUGGGAAAUGCCGAAAUGGUUGAAAAUUUCCCCCUCCUCCAUGUAUGAAAGCUGGAGGACAUGAAGGGAAGAUGGGGGCCAAAUAAGUUGAAAGGACUUGGAGGAUGUUCGAACCUUUAUUUUAUUUUCUAAAUGGUGUCUGUAUUAUUUAUUUAUUUAUGGGAGAGAGAGAGAAAGA
Molecule: messenger RNA, 5663 nt
Organism: Felis catus (domestic cat)
Lineage: Eukaryota; Metazoa; Chordata; Mammalia; Carnivora; Felidae
Source: RefSeq, a predicted model, not a curated record